AUGAAAGACGGAAAGAGCACUGGUCGUAGUACGACCGGUACCAACGAGGAAGACAAUCGCUCUCAGGGCAACAGUACCACUGAUGAACAAGACCGUCCAUCACAGGAUGGGAAUGCCGUCAGAAAUACCCAGGAUCUCCAUAAUCAAGAAACGCCCAACAAGGAUGAUAACAGCGAGAACAUCAUGGAAAUGGCCUCGGAAGCAAUCAAUCAAGCUGCCAGAAUGGAAAAAACUGAACAUGCAGCCAAUGCCAACACAAAUGAUAAUGAUGUUCCAUCCAACACGCAAAAGGAUUCUCGUGUGAGGGAACAACAAGAUACUGUACCGGGAGAUACUACUGUACCAGGAAAUACGGUAGAGGCCCCUGCAGACGAAGAGGUCCUCGCAGGAAUAAUGCCACUCCCACCAACUGGCUUGCGCCGAACAGCCCAAAUGCGUCCACAAUCUCAGCCAGGUGCUUUCCCGGGUGCACCAGCAGGAGGACAGACGCAACAACGAAAUCCCGACUUGAACUAUGGCCUUGUUGGUGCUAAUAAUACGGGCACUGGUCCAGAAGAUUCUGGUGUUGCUGCUGCGACAGGAAAUGAAGGAUUGGUACAGGCUAAUGCAGUAGAGGAUGAUACGGCUGAUCUGAUGCAUGCCAAUCCAGUUGAUCUCGAAGCCACCCAACAUCGUGAACUCCAUAGGAAGCAGCAACAGAAAACUUUCAUUGCUGCAGUUCUUUGGUUGUUGCUGCUUACUGCCAUUAUUGUGGGCUUUGUGGUGGGGACCCAAAAGAACAAGGAGCCAGAGGUGGUUGUCCUCCCGGCAACUGCGGCUCCAACAGUUUAUGGCUCCGUGGAACCAUCGGAAGUGCCAUCCUCUGCUCCCACUGGAUCUCUGGACGUGUUGUUGCAUAGUCUGCCAGAGCACACUCUGGCUAGCAUCAACAAUGGCAGUGAGACUCCACAGUGGAGGGCAUGGCAAUGGCUGGCCAAUCAUCAAAAUAUCACGUUUCUUCCAGAAUGGAGAAAGACACAGCUGUUUGCUCUUGCUACUUUCUUCUAUGCUUUUCAGGGAGACAAUUGGCAUCCUUUGAUAAAGGCUCGCGGAUGGAUGGAUGACACAGUCGAAGAAUGUGACUGGUUCACCAGUGGGUUUGGAUGGUUUGACUUUGGUACAGGGGUAUUCAGGGAUUUUCGAGACAUCGGUGUCCCAUAUACGCUUCCCUGCAACAGUCAAGGACACUAUAUAUCUCUGUAUCUGCAAGACCUGCAGCUCUCUGGUCUCCCCCCGUUUUUGCCACCUGAGAUUGCGCUCUUGACUUCCUUGUCUCGUGUCUCUUUUGCACAGUUGUCGAGCAAUGGCAUCUCGGCACCAAUUUCAUCUCUUUUACCUACAGAAUUUUACGAGUUGACUGGAUUGACAUCUUUCCAAUUGUCGCAGGUUGGGUAUACUGGUGAAAUUCCCUCUGAAAUUGCACUAUUGACUUCAUUGAAACGACUUAUCUUGCAAAUCAAUCAAUUGACCGGUCAACUUCCUUCUGAGCUUUGGCUCCUGACGUCACUGACCAACCUUAACGCUGCUCAGAAUCAGUUGACAGGUCCGCUGCCUUCGGAGCUUGGACUCCUGACCUCAUUGCAAGUUCUUGAGCUUUAUCAAAAUCAGUUCUCCAGUUUGAUUCCUUCAGAGAUUGGGCUCCUGACCUCAUUCCAACACCUAAAUGUUGAUAUGAAUCAGUUUACUGGUCCAGUUCCUUCUGAGUUUGGAAUGUUAACUCCUUUGACUGUGUUUGCGUUGGGUCGAAAUCAGUUCACUGGUCAAGUCCCUUCCGAGCUUGGCCUUUUGACGGAUGUGAGAGCGCUGGACUUGAACCAAAAUCGCUUGACGGGGACAAAUCCUUCCGAGCUCGGGCUCUUGACCUCAUUGAGAGAGAUUUCUCUUCAAUAUAAUCAGUUCGCUGGCAGGGCUCCUACCGAGUUUGGGGCGCUUACUGGUUUAUCUAGGAUGUGGUUGAAUGGCAACCAGUUCACUGGCCCAGUUCCCACAGAGCUUUGUCUCUUGACAUCGUUGUGGCACCUUGAUCUUUAUGAUAAUCAGUUUGCCACAACACUCCCAACCGAGCUAGGGCUCCUAACCUCACUCAACCGGCUUCGCCUUGAUGACAAUCAGCUAUCUGGCCAGAUCCCAACUGAAAUUGGGGAUAUGACAUCACUGGCAUCCCUGGCUCUUGAAUACAACAACCUUACAGGAACACUGCCCAGCCAACUGAAUGCAUCUAUGGGGUUGACUCUAUAUGGGAAUCAGUUCUCAGGAACUGUGCCAGAGCCUCUUUGUACUUUUCUAUGGUGUGAUUGUUAUUCCCAAAAUGAAACUCCUCCUGUUUCCACCUGUGUUGGCCUUGAACCUCCACCUGAUUGGCCUGGGAGGUUUCCAACCACAAAUGCUGUUGUUGUCAUGCUGAACAUCCAAACUAAUGAUUUUCCAUGGCACACAUCAUGGGUUUGGCAGAAGGAGACCAAUGUGACUGGUAUUUGGUCCACAUUGGAAUCAGGUGGUUCACAGGGUUAUAACAAGUAUCUAUACUCCUCUCUCUUCCCAGCGAAUGCGGACACAGCCUACAAACUGGUUAUAUCUGACAGAUUUGAUACGGGUAACGGCAUAGCGGCUGAUUGGAUCUCUCUGACAACUACCAACCAAACAGUGUUGUACUCUUGGGUUCCGGUAGCUUCUGAGCCCUUCCCUGAACUCAGCAUUGACGUUUUGGUUGGAGCAGAUGGGUCUUUCGACGUGUCCAAUUCUACCGCACUGUGA
Seminavis robusta is the source of this 2793-nucleotide messenger RNA. NCBI's taxonomy places the organism in Eukaryota, Bacillariophyta, Bacillariophyceae, Naviculales, Naviculaceae. The record is from the annotation of a GenBank genome assembly.